ACAACACACUUAUUAUCUUCCUUUUUUCCUCAAACAGCAUCCUUUCGAAGGCUACCAAGGAAAAAAAUAUUAAUAGUAGUAGUAGUAGUAGUAAUAGUAGUAGUAUUCAUUAUAGUAUUAGUGUCUUCCCAUGAUUAUUGCAAAACCUAUCAAAAAGUCGAUAUCCAUACCUCUUCAAACUUUUCCGACGGUGAAUGGAACAAAACCUUGUCUUGAAACACUUCCAACUGAUGUCAUUCACUUUUACAAACGCAAAGAGGGUGACUUUAUAGACAAGGUGUUUGGAAAAGACAAUGUUAUCAACAACAAGGUGGAUCAAGUACUCUCAAUCAUUACUACAAGGCCUUUAGGACAUAUUUAUCAACGUCGAACUCUUGAAUGUCAAGCUUGUAUUUACAAUAAUACUGUAUUCCUUUCUUCUCCCUUUGUAGGUACCAAUGCUGGUUUAUUAAAUUGGGCUCCUGGCGAUUUUCAAUCAUGUGUUACCCAUCUGAUUGAAUUAGCUGAAGAAAAGACUGGUUGUAGUGCUUUGGUGGUGGCUAUUGACAAACAGGAUAAAGCUGAAGUGAAUGUAGUACUUCGUGCUUUUAUGUAUCUUGGAUUUGAAAUGAUGAAUCCAUUGAUUUAUCGUCAAGAUGCUCGUUUUAUCUUUGUUGGAUAUGAAAUCUAGUCUUAGUUUGAUAUAUUAUUAUUAUUAUUUUCAUUCAUCCAUUCAAUAAAAAUUAUCAUUCAAUUCAUCACUUA
This is a messenger RNA of Halteromyces radiatus, 744 nucleotides long. RefSeq lists its product as uncharacterized. The coding region runs from base 131 to 670 and encodes 179 amino acids. Gene Ontology annotation, molecular function: ornithine decarboxylase inhibitor activity. The record is from RefSeq and is a predicted model, not a curated record. The transcript is spliced from 4 exons. NCBI's taxonomy places the organism in Eukaryota, Fungi, Mucoromycota, Mucoromycetes, Mucorales, Cunninghamellaceae.